AUGGCUUUAGUAAAGCAGAUCGUCUCGAGGGCCAAGUCUUGCUAUGUCCUUCAAACAAACGAACAGACGUUCCUCUUGGACUAUCCAUCGAGUAUCUAUGGAGUAUCCUUUUCGCUUCCCUCAUUCACUAAAAGGCCAAAGCCUCUGAAGCUUGCUCUUCCAAAGUUCGCAGAUGACAUAGAUCACAUCCUGGUCACCAGAUCCGACUCGUUGGGGGUGCUCUUUCUCGAAAGAGACAUCCCUGUCUACAUUACAGAACCAGUGUUUGAACAAAUCUUGAUAAAAUACGAGAGCCUCCUCAAACUUUCGGUCUACUACGAGGACGAGGAGGAUUCCGGCACCCCCAUAGAAGAUGCAGACGUCGAGAGAUUCAAGAAGAAUGUUAGGCUUGUCAGGUUCAAUGAAAGAUGGUCCUUCGAUGACGUCACUGUCGUUCCACAGCCGGCAGGAACAUUUAUUGGGUGGUCGAACUAUCUGAUUGAGUUUGGAGACAAAAAAACCCUCUACUACCUCUCCUCUCUGGCUAGCAAGCCUAGGGUUUCUCUGGGCCCAGGAAGCAUCUCUUCAGACUAUCUGAUCAUCAAUACAGACGAAUGCACCUCUUCCCAUACCAUAGACGAGUUCUCUGCCUACAUUAGAGAGCUGGGCUUGGAUGUUGCAGUUAUUCCCCUCGAGAUGACGACAAUGCUUAUUGAGGUUCUUCUCCACACACUGUUUGUGGUGCAAGCAAGGGGCGCGGUUCCCAUAUAUAUUGCAUCUUCGGAGUUCAGCCGCUUUCAUACGACCAUUAGUAUAGAGAAUGAAUGGCUAAGCAAGCCGUUCUCAUCGGUCAAGGACCCCUUUCCAAUCAAGUCGUAUGGAAGGCUCCAUGUGGUGGACACAAUCGAUGAGCUGGCAGAGAUCGCUGGACCUGCAAUAGUAUUCUGCGAUCCGCUGGAAAUCAGCCUUUAUCCUCAGCCGGUAUUCGACAACCAGAAAAUCGUUUCCAUCAAUGGCGCAGUGCUCCAGGCAGAUGUCCACUACAAUCUCAAACUGGAGCUAGAUUCCAGCGAGGUCUCGUCGAUUCAUACAGGAGCGAUAAUUCACAAGCCCAGUCCUGGGGAGUAUCUCUACAUUGAGACUGCUUCCGACUACUACUAUCUUGCUGCGAAUGCCCGUGACAUCCAGGUGCAUGACAGUGAAGUGUACCUGAAUGGGAAGCUGAAGUUUAGCGAUAAGCAUGGCUUUCGAAAGAAGAUGGUGUUCAUCCAGAAAAAGUGCAAACUGAACGAUUUAUUCGCCAACAGUCCGUUCUUUUACAGCAACGGUUCGUACUACUUCCCGCAAAAGGCCAUCAGGGUCAUAAUGGAGAAUGGGAAGGCUAGGAUAGAAAGAGUUUCGAGGCAGGGUCUUAAGUAG
Messenger RNA from Encephalitozoon cuniculi GB-M1, 1398 nucleotides. RefSeq lists its product as uncharacterized. The transcript has a single exon. Lineage: Eukaryota; Fungi; Microsporidia; Unikaryonidae. The record is from RefSeq and is marked provisional. Bases 1 to 1398 code for a protein of 465 amino acids.